Strongylus vulgaris is the source of this 204-nucleotide messenger RNA. The record is from the annotation of a GenBank genome assembly. Lineage: Eukaryota; Metazoa; Nematoda; Chromadorea; Rhabditida; Strongylidae.
AUGGACGAUAUCAGCGGAUUUAUACGACUCUUACUCGGGAAUGCCGCCGCAACUCAAGCUGUGAACAAUUCAACAGUUCCCAUUUCCCAAACUACCGCCAGCACAGAUGUGAAGAAUCAGGCAGGUACCAAUCGCGAAUCGCCAGCUAAACCUCCUGGUGAGCAAAUGUCUUAUGACGUUUUUACUUCUGGUUUGAACGGAUGA